AUAUCCGUCAAACUGACAACGAGCAACAAAAUCCAAUGCCAAACUGACAACAGAAACCACCCCAAAGUUAAUUUCCAAAAAAACAAACCGCGAUAUGCCCCAAAUUACCGGUGAUCCAGCUUGUAUAGAACAAAAAUGGCUAAGUCAACCAUAAAAAGGGAUUUAAAAAAACGCGAAAACGACAUCGACGACCUCAUCAUGCUGGAAGACUCUACCAGGGGUACGUUAUGCGCCAUCCAUCAGACCAUAAAUUCCAGUGAGAACUUUCCACGUUCCAAACAUCAAAUCAUCAAAGUUUGUACCGCUCCCAAGUCGCAUUGUGACAUGUCUUGCACCAGAAUUCAAUGUCCCGGUCCUAGAUCUAGAAGGAAAUCACGCAGCAACAGUCCAUCAAAAUCUAUGGGGAGGGCACUAAGUGCUAGCGAUCCUUAUAGGAAUUAUUGUCGUAUGGAGUCGAGGAUUCAUCCUAAAGUGGAAGUUUUAGCGCGUUAUAAGACGGUUGUUCAGGAGCAGCGCAAUCAUCAGCCAUCGGCGUUUAUUACUGUCGGGAAAACUUUGAGUUGUCCGGAAAAAAUGUGCUGCAGUAAGAACUCGAAUAAAACUUCAUGUAGUUUUACGUCCAGGAGCUCUAUUCAAGUGGAUCAGUAUCACCCAUCGAGCCUCUUAAACGCCGACGAAGUGGUAAACGAACUAAAGGGCGAAAUCGAAAAAGUGAAGUCCCAACUGUACACUAUGGCCCUACAGAGGGCCAACGCCGAAUACGCGAACACGAAAAUGCCCAAACCAAUAAAACCGCGACAAAUGCCUAUGGAAGACUUUGAUGAGGCCCAAAUAACCAAACUAAAAACCGAAAACAAACGCUUAAGACGGGAGCUAGAAGCUAAAAAAAAGAUGCUAGAAAAAUCCAAAAAGGACGUAACGAAAGCCAAAGACAUCCUCACCGACUACGAACGAAAAGUCAACUUACUUCACGUGCAAGCGUUAAAAUCCUCAAAAGCGAUGAAGGUCAGCAAAGAAAAGUUCUGUAAUUGUCUCAAAGAACGCGAAGAGAAAAUACGGUCGUUGGAACAGUCGAACGCGAUGCUGGAACAGCUGAGGUAUCAAAAGAACAGCGUUUUAACCGAUCGGGAAGAGCAGCUGAGCAACUUGAAGCUGGAUCUUGAAAAUAUGAAGAGUUCCCUCGAGGAAACCAGUUUAAAGUGUUCUGAACUCAGCAAGACCAAUCAGAGCUAUUUGGAGUCAAUGGAAAUGUUACGGGGGCAAUUGAAAAGUUCUUCAGCUGAGGUGGAUAGUCAGAGGAGCGUUAUACAGGUGCUGGAGCAAAAAUCCUUAGGACUAAACUGCCUUUGCAACAAAAUGUUUUCAAAAUUGAAAAAGCAAAAAGAAAACUUCGAAGUGGAAGUGAAAAAGAGCGAAGAAGAAAAGGGAAAAUUAACCGAGGAAAUUGCAAAAUUAUCGGAAAAACUACAGCAGAUGGAGGGUAGCACUGAGGCACUUGGUAAACUGCAAUGCCAAUGCGAAAACUUACAGAAAAAAGUCGAACAAUACGAGCUGUUUGGAGAGAAAUGUAAAAUGAUGGAAGAAGAGUGUAAACAGCGCGAAGAACAACUCUUGGAGUCCCAAAGUAAAUUCGACUUGGAAAAAAAAGAAAUGGAGAGACUGAUCAAGGAGCUAUCCAACGUAGUCAAAGACAACAAGUCCACCAUCUUUCAGAUGGCCGAAAUCAAUAAGAAACAGGAAAGUUUAAUUCAGAGUCAAAGUAUCGCCUUGAUGUCCAAGGAGGAGCAGCUCAAGGAAAUCUCGGAAAAGUCCGAAGAUUUCAAGUUGAAAGCGAUUAGUCUUGAAAAUGAGGUGCAGGAGCUGAAAAAGAGCAUUUCUGGUCCAUGUCAAAGGGAGGCUUGCCUAUGUAUUUCGCGGGAGUUAUCCGAAAUAAAAAAUGCACUGAACGAGGAAAAAGACACCCAAAGAAUAAAAGAAAAAAUCAUCGAAGACCAAUCGCAGACCAUCAUAAACCUCCAAAGCCAGGUGAAAGAAAAAGUGAGCGAACUAAAGCAGGCGCACAGCGACACCCAGUAUCUUGAGGAGGAAAUUGGGAAAAUCAACGAAAAACUGUAUAAAAAACAUCAGGAACUCGAUCAGGAGAUCAGGGAGAAGGAGGAUUUAAUGGAAAAACUAACUAUGCUUGAGGGCCAGAAAACCCAACUCCUAGACGAGAUAAAUGAGUUCGAAGAGAUGCUCCAUCAAUACAAGGACAUGUGUGGUGAUAACGAGAGCAAGCAAGACAUACUGAGAAACGUGGAACAGCAAAUAAUUGAGCAAAAAAGGGAGUGGGAUUCGCAGAAAGAAUCUAUGGCUAAGGAAAAAAAGAAAGCAGUCUGUGCGGCAAAGUUCGCCACCCAAAAACUCUUUGAAACAAUCGCCGACUUUCAAAGGCAAGUGGAGGCCCAAAGGAAGGUGCAGAUCCUCCUCACUAAAAUGCUCCACGAAAAGGACGAGCAACUGAGAGUGGUCAACUCAAAAAUAUCAAACAUCAAGCAUAUCACCAAAGACAUUUCGGAACCGAGAGACAUGCUCAUGAAAGAGUUGUUCUUCAGCGAUAACCUCCGCAGUGGAAUUUCAUCGAAGGCAAACAAUACGGAAAACGCGUCCAUGUAUUCAUCCUGCUCCAGCUGCUGUAGGAAAUCGGAGUGUUCCAGGAUAAGUCACAGAUCGACGAAAUGUGAUAGUUAUUAUGAUAGUUAUCACGGGCGUGGAAAUAUCCAGAAAAUCCAAGAGGAGCCUAGUAAAGAUAUGUGAUGAAAAUUUUUUUGCGAAUAAAUGAUUUUUUAAGUU
This is a messenger RNA of Anthonomus grandis grandis, 2832 nucleotides long. Its product is annotated as myosin-4-like. The coding region runs from base 136 to 2796 and encodes 886 amino acids. Lineage: Eukaryota; Metazoa; Arthropoda; Insecta; Coleoptera; Curculionidae. The transcript is spliced from 13 exons. The record is from RefSeq and is a predicted model, not a curated record.